Messenger RNA from Angiostrongylus costaricensis, 1140 nucleotides. Lineage: Eukaryota; Metazoa; Nematoda; Chromadorea; Rhabditida; Metastrongylidae. The record is from the annotation of a GenBank genome assembly.
AUGCUUCAGAACCUAACGAGUGUCGAAAAUCUUCGAGCUCACGAAUUCGCAUCACUGGAGCAAUGUCUUUAUUACUUUUUAGCAAGUGAGAGUGCAAAACGUAUGAGAAGGUUGGGUAUUCCACAUCCUAUCGCCUCCGUGCCUCCAAAUUACUUAAGUCGACAGCCUGUCAAUAUCAAAUUCAAUCAGAUUACUCUUCAGCACUUUGAAUUGAACGAAUUUCUCAAAGAUAUCGCUAUUCAUGGUUAUAUGGAGAUGUCAUGGAUGGACGACCGACUUAAAUGGAGCCGUGAUAAGUGGAAAAUGGAAAAACUUCAGAUACAGAGCCUGAAUCACGUCUGGAUUCCGUUGUUUAUUGCUCAAAACUAUGACACUCACUUGAAGAAUGGUGACGCUUUUGAGAUGAGACGACUGGAAACCACAUCAGCCGGAAACGUUUCUGCUGUUCUUGCAUUUUCGCUGAGAUCGUUCUGUGACGAUUCCGACUUUGAUAAUUAUCCGGAUGACGUCUACAAAUGCUGUUUCACGCUCGAACCUCAAUCAAAUCCUGAUAUUAUCGAAUUUGAUGCAUCUGGCUUACCGAUUUUCACUGACCCAAAAUAUUUUCGCGACUAUGGCUGGAAGGUAUCUGGAACUGUGCCGCAAACUCUAGAAAAUCCUGAUCAAGUCGCCAAACUCGGUUUCUGCUUGAAUCUCCAACGAGCCUCAUCGGCUGUUCGUAUUGAGCUGACUGUGCCCACAAUGGUCUGCGCGUUUCUAUUUCUACUGACACCGUUCCUUGGCGCAAUUAAAAUCCAGAUUUACGCGAAACUUUCCGUCAUGGCGUUACAGUUUCUCACAUUCAUUUUGUUCUCAAACCGGAUAUCUCCACAUCUUGGAAGCGCGGCCGCUACUCCGAAAUUGUUGCGAUUUCUGGAGUUCUCCGUGUCGUUAAAUGGCUUUUCUCUGGGUGCCUCAAUCCUUCUAUGGGCUUGUACGAGGGUAAGACGGGAUUUGCCACCUUGGAGACAACUCAACCAGAUAUCAUCAUUUGUUAACCGAUUCCUUUGUGUACUGCAAACACACAGUUCUGAUGAGGAAGAAACCGUUGAAAAGGCAUCCGCACGCGGAAACUACCAAAAGGUGAAUAUUUCGAUUUAA